This is a messenger RNA of Manihot esculenta (cassava), 828 nucleotides long. RefSeq lists its product as uncharacterized. The record is from RefSeq and is a predicted model, not a curated record. The transcript is spliced from 2 exons. Bases 81 to 539 code for a protein of 152 amino acids. Lineage: Eukaryota; Viridiplantae; Streptophyta; Magnoliopsida; Malpighiales; Euphorbiaceae.
AUCUUUGUACACCAUACCCAGCAUCCAACUAAUUAUUACUCUCUUCAUUUGCUUUGUUUCAACUUUCAAAGUUAGCUGAAAUGGCAUUUGUCACUGCCAAUGCUGGAGUUAAAGUUCAAAUCAAGAGUCAAUCAAAUGAUUUCUGGGAUGCUAUUACCAAUAACCAAUUUCUUCUUGAUGCCAUUCCUGACCUAUAUGAAUCAAUAAUUUUUCCAAAACCCAGUAAUCUUCAAGAGCGCAAAAUCACGUAUGGCUCAAGUUCUCAAAACAUCAAAACCUCGACUGAACGUGUCGUUGAGAACAGUGAUGAGAAAUUUAUUUACACUGUAGUUGCUGGUGACAUCCUUACCAAAUAUGAAGUCAGCGACUUUCGAGCUACGAUAAGUUACCCUGCUGACAAAUGGGUGAAAUGGACCUGGACCUAUAAAUAUUUGAAGGACGGGAAAAGAAAGGCUCUUGACCUUGAUGUAGAGAUCGCAGACAUUGUGCUUAAGAGCCUAUCAAAACUUGAUACCUUUAUUCAAAAGAAGCAACACUGAAUUGCAUGUUUACUGUUGCACAUCUCUGUGUGGUAUGCUAAAUAAAGCAGAAUCCUACGUCUGCUUAACGCUCUAUGCUUUAUCUUAGUCGUGUUUGUGUUAUGCUUGCUACGUGUUGUAUUAAAUAAAGCAGAGUCCUAUCGUGCUUAAUGCUCUGGACUUUAUUUGCUUGUAUUAAAAUAAAAAUCCAACUUUAGUUGCUUGUUCUUCCAAAAAAUGAUUUCUCCUUUCUAUGCAUGUAUAAUUAAUUCCUUAUGUGCUCAUUGGUAUACAAUAAUUUUAGUUGAUA